Messenger RNA from Chrysochloris asiatica (Cape golden mole), 1242 nucleotides. It is a transcript of the gene SCLY, whose product is annotated as selenocysteine lyase. The coding region runs from base 4 to 1242 and encodes 412 amino acids. The transcript has 11 exons. The record is from RefSeq and is a predicted model, not a curated record. Lineage: Eukaryota; Metazoa; Chordata; Mammalia; Afrosoricida; Chrysochloridae.
UAUAUGGACUUCAAUUCGACCACUCCCCUGGAACUGGAAGUCAUCCGCACCAUAACGAAGACCAUGCAUGAAGCGUGGAUGAACCCCAGCUCUUCUUACCCUGCAGGUAGAAAAGCCAAGGAUAUUAUAAACACAGCUCGGGAAAACCUUGCGAAGAUGAUAGGUGGGAAACCGCAAGACAUCAUCUUCACAUCUGGGGGCACAGAGUCAAAUAAUUUAGUGAUCCAUUCUGUGGUGGAGGAUUUCUACAAACACCAGCCCAGGAAAGAGGAUGGGCUUCAACCUCAGCCCCAGGGUUCUGGGGCCAAGCCACACUUCAUCACCUGCACGGUGGAACAUGACUCUAUCCGCCUCCCCCUGGAGCACCUGCAGGAGGAAGGCAUGGCUGAAGUCACCUUUGUCCUGGUGUCGAAGGUGAGCGGGCAGGCGGAAGUGGACGAUGUCCUCGCAGCUGUCCGGCCCACCACGCGCCUCGUGACCAUCAUGCUGGCCAACAACGAGACUGGAGUUAUCAUGCGUGUCCCUGAAAUCAGCCAGCGCAUCAAAGCCCUGAACUUGAGGCGGGUGACCUCGGGCCUGCCCCGCAUCCUAGUGCACACAGAUGCCGCACAGGUGCUGGGGAAGAGGCAUGUGGACGUGGAGGACCUGGGAGUGGACUUCCUUACCAUCGUGGGACACAAGUUCUAUGGCCCCAGGAUUGGAGCCCUUUAUGUACGAGGCCUGGCUAAGCAGACCCCGCUGCACCCCAUGCUGUUUGGAGGUGGGCAAGAGCAGAACUUCAGACCAGGGACGGAGAAUACGCCGAUGAUUGCUGGCCUCGGGAAGGCCGCAGAGCUGGUCAGCAAGAACUGUGCGGCUUACGAGGCCCACAUGAGGGAGGUCAGAGACUACCUGGAGGAGAGGCUGCAGGCUGAAUUUGGUAAGAAGAGAAUCCAUUUGAACAGCCAGUUUCCAGGGACGGAGCGGCUUCCGAACACCUGUAACUUUUCCAUCGAGGGACCCCAGCUGCAAGGCCGCCUGGUGCUCGCCCAAUGCAGGAGGCUGCUGGCCAGUGUGGGUGCUGCGUGCCACUCGGAUCUCGGGGACCAGCCCUCCCCAGUGCUGCUGAGCUCUGGCAUCCCCUUCAAUGUGGCCAGGAACGCACUCCGGCUCAGCGUGGGGCGUCACACCACCAAGGCCGAGGUGGACCUCAUUGUGGACGACCUGAAGCAGGCUGUGGCCCAUCUGGAGGGUCCUGACUAG